Bradysia coprophila is the source of this 2733-nucleotide messenger RNA. RefSeq names its product ribonuclease Z (gene RNaseZ). Lineage: Eukaryota; Metazoa; Arthropoda; Insecta; Diptera; Sciaridae. Gene Ontology annotation, biological process: mitochondrial tRNA 3'-end processing. Gene Ontology annotation, molecular function: 3'-tRNA processing endoribonuclease activity. Gene Ontology annotation, cellular component: mitochondrion. The record is from RefSeq and is a predicted model, not a curated record.
AUGCGAUGCAACAAUAUGAUGCAAUUAAUACCCAUACAAUCAAACAUACAGUGACAGUGAAAAUUGAACGCAGUUUGACAGAAAACAUAUGUUUUUGUGUAUAACAUUCUGAUGACAGAUCAGAAGACAGUUCUUCUUCAAACACGUUUACGCCGUAAAUUUCAUCAUCCAACAAAACAUUGAAAAACUACUUGCAAGUCAAUGAAGUGUGCUCGAACCGCCACAGCACUCAUACGUCAUUCAGUUAGUUGCCGAUGUUCCUUCAGUACAAAAUCCAUACGACCCAUUGACCUGCAAAAACUUCUCCUGACAAUGCCGCGAGAACCAAAACACAUUGCGGAGGCUCAAAAGCAACGUCUUAAAAUCAAACAAAAAUCGCAAAAUUAUGUUCCCGGUACGGUGAACGUUCAAGUGUUAGGAUCGGGUGCGCCUGGUUCUCCGGCCUCUAUCUAUUUGUUCACAGAUCAGUGGAGAUACUUGUUCAACUGUGGCGAAGGCACUCAGCGACUGGCUCACGAACACAAAACCAAGUUGUCACGGCUGGAGCAUAUUUUUAUGACUCGAUCGAGUUGGGAGAGAACCGGUGGUCUACCUGGAUUGAGCCUGACACUUCAAGACACCGGUGUACCAAAUCUAACUCUUCACGGUCCGGAUGGUUUGGGAGACCUAUUUUCUGCGAUGAAACGCUUUGUAAUUCUGAAAGAUUUAAAAGUGGAAGCACCGACGUGUGAGGAUGGUCCGAUUUACGAAGAUCAGGUGUUGACGGUAAAAGGAAUUUCGUUCGAAAAGAAUGUGACUGACACAAGUGCGGACAACGAACAGCAAAACAUUUCGCCAUCGGUUGUGGACGACACAAACUAUUAUUCUCUAGAAAAUGACAACGCCACCGGCGAAGUUUCAAAUUCCUCAUCACCACUUACAGUAGAAUUGGAGAGAAAAUGUCGUUGUGCCUCAACUGUUAUGUCAUUCAUUUGCCGCCUAAAGCCUCGAGCUGGCAGGCUGGACUUGGAGAAAUGCGUUGAUAGAGGAGUCCCACCUGGUCCGCUAUUAGGACAAUUGAAAAAUGGUUGCAGCGUAACGCUACCCAAUGGAACAACCGUGCAUUCGAAAGACGUUUGUUCAGCUGAUGAUCCAGGACCAACUUUCAUAGUUGUUGACAUACCGUCGGCAGAGUUUUUGGAUAGUUUUAAGGAAAAGGAAGAACAGUUCUUGUUGCAUCAAAGUGCAUCAGCUUGCGAAGACCAAAUUGCCAGUUUAGUGAUUCAUUUUUCACCUCAGCACGUCAUAGACGAACCAGUCUACCAGGAUUUUAUGAAAAGGUUUGCCAAGAGCACGAAACAUUUAGUGUUGAACGAGACAAACAGAUUUUCAGGUUACGUGUCGUCUCACCGCAUUCAGAUUCAAUUGAACCAGUUGAACGAGAACGUCUUUCCAAUCCUGGCGGAAUACCGAAUGGAUACCGAAUGCCACAACAAUGCCGUCAGUCACAAAAAAUUCAAAUCCGACGAAUCAAUAGUCACAAACGGCGUUACAGACGCAUCGCCGGAUGUAACAGAACCGCAAUGUGAACCGGCAAUCACAUCAACAUAUUACCAUAUGCGACCGUACACUGGAUUCGAUCGUAGCAAUGAACAGACUGUGUGCCGGGAUGAGUAUAUCAACGAAUCUGCGGCGAUUCCUGGCUUCAUCGAUUCGUUGAAUGAGUUGAAACAACAACUUCGUCAGAGCUAUGCAAACGAGAAGAUUUCGCGGGCCGACGAAUAUCCAAAGAUUUUGUUUCUUGGCACCGGGUCCUGCAUUCCGAAUAAAGUGAGAAAUGUCAGCGCUAUUCUCGUGCACACAACGCCGACGUCAAGCAUCUUGUUGGAUUGCGGCGAGGGAACAUGCGGGCAGAUUAUUCGUUUUUAUGGACCGGAAAAAGCGAGGGAGAUUCUGAGAAAUCUGAAAGCCAUUUAUAUUUCGCAUUUACACGCGGAUCACCACUUAGGUUUGAUUGGAAUAUUGGAAGAACGUCGACGCUUGGAUACAUCACCAAUAAUGCUGCUAGCUCCCAUUCAAAUUUCGUCAUUCCUGGACUUUUAUGACAAAAGGAUUGAUUCGAUACGCAACGAAUACGUCCUGGUCCCGAAUGGUGAUUUGCUCGACCAGCCCUUGAGCGACGAACGUACCGCAGAAAUCGGCCUAAACUAUAUAGAAACCUGUCUCGUACGGCACUGUCCGCAUGCAUUCGGAAUAGCAUUCGAAAUAAACGCUGACGAGCCAUUCAAACUGACGUACAGCGGAGACACAAUCCCUUGCCAGGAACUCGUACGACUCGGCCAAAAUUCCACUUUACUCAUUCACGAGGCAACGAUGGAAGACGAAUUGUUGGAACAGGCUCAGCAUAAAAUGCACAGUACAGUGUCGCAGGCAAUCGAGCAGGGAGUGAAAAUGAGUGCCAAGUACACGUUGCUGACGCACUUCAGUCAGCGGUAUGCAAAGAUACCGAGACUGGAAGGCGACAUGAGCACAAAUGUGGGCGUUGCAUUCGAUAACAUGGAGGUGACCGGGGUGGAUCUGAAAUAUUUGCACGUAAUGUUUCCAACGUUGAAAGUGUUGUUCACCGAGCAUUGCGAAUUUAUGGAAAACAAAGCUAUGAAACGAAUGCGUAAGGAACAAAGGGCCGCAUUGGCUGGUAAAGUUUGAUUGUUACUGUUGAAAGUAUGGAAAGGAGAAUAAAGUUGCUGAAACUUA